Molecule: messenger RNA, 414 nt
Organism: Zingiber officinale
Lineage: Eukaryota; Viridiplantae; Streptophyta; Magnoliopsida; Zingiberales; Zingiberaceae
Exons: 1
Coding region: 1-414 (137 amino acids)
Source: RefSeq, a predicted model, not a curated record
AUGGCACCGGCGACGAUCCUCAGGGAAGCCAGCGACAACACCCCCCGCCACCGCACCACCGGCUGCUUCUCCUUCAACUUCUGCAGCCCCUGCUCCUCCUCCUCCUCCUCGCACUCGGCCUCCGAGCCCUGGCACGGCAGCUGGUGGAACAGAGUCAUUUCGAAGAUACGGGACUUCUCCGACAAGGUGGUAGCGCCGCGGUGGAAGACGUUGGUUCGAAGCUUCAGCCGGAAGAACGACAACAACGAGCACCACAGCGGUGGCGACGACGGGUGGAAGACGAGAUCGAUGGCGCGAUUCCAAUACGACCCCAUGAGCUACGCCCUCAACUUCGACGAGGGGCCGGAGGACGAGGACGCACAGUUCGGCCACCGGGACUUCUCCGCCCGCUUCGCCGCCCCAACGUCGGCCUAG